Messenger RNA from Pieris macdunnoughi, 966 nucleotides. Lineage: Eukaryota; Metazoa; Arthropoda; Insecta; Lepidoptera; Pieridae. The record is from the annotation of a GenBank genome assembly.
AUGUGGCCAACGCACUUAAUACUGACUUUAUUUAAAACUACCAGCUAUUUAAUAAUUCCUUUUGCUAUAUUACUCGUCGGAAUUCGGUUUUGGAUUCAGCCCGUCAAAGGCGUGUGUCGGUGUAAAACAAAAUUAAGUGGAAAAGUAGCUUUAGUGACCGGAGGUAACUCUGGCAUCGGAUUAGAAACUGCCAGAGAUCUAGCAAGGCGAGGAGCUAGAGUGAUCAUAGCCAGCAGAGACGUCUACAAGUCCACAGAAGCCGUCAGAGACAUCAUCAACACCACUGGCAACCCUAACGUCGAGCAUAGACAACUGGACUUGGCUCAAUUUAAAAAAAUUCGAAAAUUUGCCGAAGAGUUUAAUAAAACUGAAGAUCGCUUAGACAUUUUAGUAAACAAUGCCGGCGUGAGUGGCUUGAACUAUCGUUUGACUGAAGAUAGACUUGAUAUGUUGAUGCAGAUAAAUUAUUUCGGCCCAGCAUUGCUUACAAAUUUGCUUCUCAACAAGUUAGAACAAUCCAAACCCAGUAGAAUUGUGACAGUGACAUCAUCAAUACACCACGACGGAAAAAUCGAUUUGCAUAAUCUAGAAUCAAAAGAUGUAUCCUCUUACUAUCAAAGGUAUGCGAAUAGCAAGCUAUGCAAUGUCAUUUGGACUAAAGCUCUGGCAAAGCGAGUGGAUGGCGUUUCUGUAAAUUCUGUUCACCCCGGCUUAGUUUACACAGACAUUUAUAACUCUUUCGGUGUAAUCCAGAAAAUUGCAAUCCUUGGUGUAAUUAGACUUCUUUUUAAGACGGCUGAAGAGGGAGCCCAAACGUGUGUACAUUUGUGUGUCGCUCCAGAACUUGAAAAUAAAUCUGGUGGUUAUUAUGUAGAAUGCAAAGAGAGGCGACCUGCAAGAGUUGCGAGAGAUGACGAUUUUGUUAAUAAAGUUUGGAAUACAACCAUGGAAAUAAUAAAGCAGUAA